AUGGAAAAUCAGACUGCCUCGGUGAUGGAGUUUAUUUUGCUGGGACUUCCUCUCAGCAGGCAGGUGGAGCUGCUGUUCCUGGUGCUGCUGCUGCCCACGUUCCUGCUGACGCUCCUGGGGAACCUGCUGAUCAUUGUGCUAUCCUACCCCCGCCUCCACAUCCCCAUGUACUUCUUCCUGUGCAACCUCUCUGUCCUGGACAUCCUCUUCACCUCUGUCAUCUCUCCAAAAGUACUGGCCAACUUAGUGUCUGGGGAUAAAACCAUCUAAUUUGCUGGCUGCAUCACCCAGUGUUAUUUCUACUUCUUCCUGGGCACGGUAGAGUUUCUCCUGCUGACAGUUAUGUCGUGUGAUCUCUACGCCGCCAUCUGCUACCCCCUGAGAUACAGCACCAUCAUGAGGCCUCCGGUCUGCAUUGGGACUGUUGGGUUCUCUUGGGUAGGAGGCUUCCUAUCUGUGCUCUUUCCCACCAACCUCAUCUCCCAGCUGCCCUUCUGUGACUCCAACAUCAUUAACCAUUUCUUCUGUGACAGUGGGCCCUUGCUGGCCCUGGCCUGUGCAGACACCACUGCCAUCGAGCUGAUGGAUUUUAUGUUUUAGUCCAUGGUCAUCCUCUGCUGCAUAGUCCUUGUGGCCUAUUCCUGUACGUACAUCGUUUUGACAGUAGUCCGUCCUUCUGCAAGUGGAAGGAAGAAGGCCUUCAACCCCUGUGCUUCCCCAACCAUAGUUGUGAUUUCUGGCAGCAUCACGGUGUUUAUCUAUGUGACUCCCUCCCAGAAAGACAAUCUGGAGAUCAACAAGAUCCCUUCAGUCCUGAGCAGUGUUGUGGCUCCAUUCCUCAACCCCUUUAUAUAUACUCUGAGGAAUGAGAUGGUGUUGGGGGUCCUCAGGGAUGUGUGGGUCAGGGUUCGAGCUGUCUGGGGAAAGAGGAUGAGGACAAUGCUAAGGGGCAGGUUGUCCUCCAACAGAGACCACACAGGAGGGGCUAGUCUCUCUUCCUCUUCACUACCGCAUAUCCAUUGUGCAAAUCCCCAGUAUUAA
This is a messenger RNA of Camelus dromedarius (Arabian camel), 1041 nucleotides long. Its product is annotated as olfactory receptor 6J1. Gene Ontology annotation, biological process: G protein-coupled receptor signaling pathway. Gene Ontology annotation, cellular component: membrane. Lineage: Eukaryota; Metazoa; Chordata; Mammalia; Artiodactyla; Camelidae. Gene Ontology annotation, molecular function: olfactory receptor activity; G protein-coupled receptor activity. The record is from RefSeq and is a predicted model, not a curated record.